UUGUGCUUACGAAGUGCUGGCAAUUCCGCAAAUUAAAUAGCAUUUGACUUAGACCAUCCAUUAUUUACUAAAUCAGGGCAAUUAUUUAAUGUCCUUGCACCCAAUUUCCAGAGUCUUGGCCCAAAUCCAACUGCCACUAAUCAAAUUUUGGCCAAAUGACAAUUUGGCUGGCCACACAAUUGCUCCUGCCAGCUGUAAUAAUGUCCUUUGGCUGGUAUUCUGGCUUAUUAGGCGGCAUUAUUAAAGGUUAUAAACUUGUCCAAACCAAAGUGCUUCAUACUUUUGGGCGCGUGGGAAAAUGGAGCGAGAAGCUUUUCGAUCUACAAAUGUUUCUAGGUAGAUUAAAGGUAGUUGGACUUAUCUUUAACGAGAGCAUUAUCCCAUCCACCCACUGGCAUCUGGGAAUGGGAGUCCGAAAUGGAGGUGGGCUCUCGCAGAUUGGCCAUGUGUAUAUGCGGCUUUCGGAUGAGCCGACCGAAAGGUGAGCUGCAGGUGCGUGUCAGUCGAGAUUCACCUGUCGCCCGAUUCGGUUGCGGAUGCAAAUUCCGUUGCAGCUGCUGCUCGCGAACCGCUUCAAAUUCAAUUAAUUAGAGCACAUUAGCGGAAAAUAGCGUAUAAAACCGGCGGGAGGGCAGCAACAUCAUCAUCAGCAUCAUCAUGGUGGUAACCGACUCGCCGCUUGCUCCGCACAAAUAUCUGCGUCGAAUUUCGAAGGAUUUCUCCACCGUUCGGAGAUAUAGCAAUACACCGGCUGUCGGCUCGGUGCGCGCCUCCACAUCCGCCUUCAUUGCGGCAGAGGCAGCUGCCCAUCUACCCACUUGUGGCACCCCAUCCCCCAGAAGUCCGCUAUCCACGCCACUAGGCAUUCGCCGGCGCCAGCGGAUGCGGAAACGCUCCUCGGUCUCCUCGACGCUAUCCAAAGUCCUCAUACUCAACGUGCGGGAUUUGCUGAAGGCCCAUGCCGGCAGUGAACCGCUGAAGGAGCACCAGCCGCGUAGUUGGAUCGAGACCAAUUUCCAGAAGCGCGAGUGCAUCAAAUUUAUACCAUGCCCAAAGGACGAUACAAGAUGCUGUUGUGGGCAGGCCCAGAUCACGCAUCAGACGAUUCCGGGCAUCGAGAGUGGGUCGCCGGGAGACCUAUGGCUGCCCACGAAGCACACCCGCCCGCAGCCCACAGAUGCCUACGGAACUAUCGAGUUCCAGGGUGGCGCCCAUCCCACAAAGGCUCAGUAUGUUCGCCUGUCGUUCGACACACGGCCAGAGCUGCUGGUGCAGCUAUUCACCAAGGAAUGGAAUCUGGAAUUGCCAAAACUUUUGAUCACCGUGCAGGGCGGCAAGGCCAACUUUGAUUUGCAGGCCAAACUGAAAAAGGAGAUACGCAAGGGACUGCUGAAGGCGGCCAAAACCACGGGAGCCUGGAUAUUUACCGGCGGCACCAACACCGGCGUCACCAAGCAAGUAGGCGACGCCCUGCUCCUGGAGGGUCAACAGCGGACAGGACGAGUGGUCAGCAUCGGCAUCGCUCCCUGGGGCAUUGUGGAGCGCAAUCACGAGCUGCUGGGCCACAAUCGCGAGGUGCCCUGCCACAGCAUUAGUUCGCCCAGAUCAAAGUUGGCCGUGCUGAACAAUCGCCAUGCCUACUUCCUGCUGGUGGACAAUGGCACCCAGGCCAAGUACGGUGCCGAGUUGAUCCUGCGUCGCAAGCUGGAGAAGUUCAUAUCCAACCUGAAGCUGCACCCAUUCACACAUUCCAGUACGCCCGUCGUCUGUCUGGUGAUCGAGGGCGGCACCAACACGAUACGUGCGGUGCUCGAGUACGUGACGGAUUCGCCGCCGGUUCCGGUGGUCGUAUGUGACGGAUCCGGGCGUGCCGCCGACCUGCUCGCCUUCGUCCACAAAUAUGCCUCGGAUGGCGAGGAGCAGCCGGUGCUGGAGUCAAUGCGGGACUAUCUCAUCGGGACCAUACAAAAGACCUUCGAAGUGGGCCUGGACCAAUCCGAGAAACUCUAUCAGGAACUGCUGCAGUGCACGCGGAACAAGAAUCUGAUUACCGUCUUUCGCAUACAGGAAAAGCCGGAGGGCGAGGCUCAGGAGCUGGAUCAGACCAUCCUAACGGCCCUGUUUAAGUCACAGCAUCUCAGUCCGCCGGAGCAAUUGAGUCUGGCCCUGACGUGGAAUCGGGUGGACAUAGCGCGCAGCGAGAUAUUCGUCUACGGCCAGGAAUGGCCCAAUGGGGCCCUCGAUGAGGCGAUGAUGCAGGCUCUGGAGCACGAUAGAAUCGAUUUUGUCAAAUUACUGCUGGAAAAUGGUGUUUCGAUGAAGAAAUUUUUAACAAUACCGCGCCUCGAGGAGCUCUACAAUACCAAACACGGUCCGGCCAACACGCUGGGCUACAUACUGCGCGAUGUCCGACCGCAUAUACCCAAGGGCUACAUUUACACGCUCCACGACAUCGGCCUGGUGAUCAAUAAACUAAUGGGCGGCGCAUAUCGAUCCUAUUACACGCGCCGCAAAUUUCGGCCCAUCUACGCCAAGGUUAUGAACAGCUAUGCAAAUGCCUGCCGCAAGUCCUCCACCUACCAGUACCAGCGAUAUGCCGGAGCCAAUUCGCUCAGCCUGGUCACCGGCCUGCUGCCCUUCACCUCGGAAAUGGCCCUCUUCGAGUUCCCCUUCAACGAGCUGCUGAUUUGGGCCGUGCUGACCAAGCGACAGCAGAUGGCUCUGCUCAUGUGGACGCACGGCGAGGAGGCGCUGGCCAAGUCACUGGUGUCCUGCAAACUGUACAAGGCCAUGGCCCACGAAGCCGCCGAGGACGAUUUGGAUACGGAAAUCUACGAGGAACUGCGCUCCUACGCCAAGGAGUUCGAGAGCAAAGGCAACAAGUUGUUGGACUUUAGCUACCGACAGGAUGCCGAGAAGGCCCAACGCCUGCUCACCUGUGAGUUGCACUCCUGGUCAAAUCAGAGUUGCCUUUCGCUGGCUGUGGCUGCCAACCAUCGUGCCCUGCUGGCUCAUCCCUGCAGUCAGGUGAUCCUGGCCGAUCUUUGGAUGGGUGGCCUGCGAACCCGCAAGAACACCAAUUUUAAGGUAAUUUUGGGCUUGGCGAUGCCCUUGUACAUCAGGCAGCUGGACUUUAAGUCGAAGGAGGAGCUCCAACAGAUGCCGCAGACUGAGGAGGAGCAUCUGGAAAAUCAGAAUCUGGACAAUGACGACUCGGAUCGUUCGCAGCCCGAUGCCGAGGCUCUAUUGGCGGAUACUUACUCAGUGCGCGAUACAAAAGUACACGAAAAUGGCAAAGUCUCCCUCACCGACUCGGAUCCCGCCCAAUUCCGGGAGUUCUUCAAUCUCUCCGAGUACAACGAGGUGAAGCAGCACCAGCCACUGCGCCUCAAAAAGAAGUUCUACGAGUUCUACACGGCGCCCAUCACCAAGUUCUGGGCCGAUUCGAUUGCCUACAUGUUCUUUCUCAUAAUGUUCUCUUUCACGGUGCUGGUGAAAAUGGAUAAGAUGCCGCGGUGGCAGGAGUGGUACUCGAUAGCAUAUAUCACCACGCUGGGUUUCGAGAAGGUGCGCGAAAUUAUAUCCUCCGAACCGGUGGCCAUUACUCAUAAAUUCUCGGUGUGGGCGUGGAAUAUGUGGAAUCCGUGCGAUGGCGCCGCUAUAAUACUCUUCGUCAUUGGUCUGGCCUUCCGGUUUCGGGAGAAUACCAUGGACAUUGGACGGGUCAUCUACUGUGUGGACAGCAUCUACUGGUACCUGCGCAUCCUUAACAUCCUGGGCGUGAAUAAAUAUCUGGGUCCCCUGGUCACCAUGAUGGGUAAAAUGGUGAAGAACAUGAUAUACUUUGUGGUCCUGCUGGCCGUCGUCCUGAUGAGUUUUGGGGUCAGCAGACAGGCGAUUCUGUACCCCAAUAAACAGCCCACCUGGAGUCUAAUCAAGGAGGUCACCUUCCAGCCCUACUUCAUGCUGUACGGCGAGGUGUUCGCCGGCGAUAUCGACCCUCCCUGCGGCGAGGAUCCCAGCCAGCCGGGCUGCGUCACUGGCCAUUGGGUAACGCCGAUAACCAUGUCCAUGUAUCUCUUGAUUGCCAAUAUUCUGCUGAUAAAUUUGCUCAUCGCCGUGUUCAACAACAUCUUCAACGAGGUCAACUCGGUGUCGCAUCAGGUUUGGAUGUUCCAGCGGUUCACCGUGGUGAUGGAGUACCAGCAGAAGCCCGUCCUGCCGCCGCCCUUUAUCGCGCUGUGCCACUUCUACUCGCUGCUCAAGUACUGUGUGCGAAAGGCGAAAGGAUUGGAGGUGCAGCGGGACAACGGUCUCAAGCUGUUCCUGGAGAAGGACGACCUGGAGCGGCUGUAUGACUUCGAGGAGGAAUGCGUCGAGGGCUUCUUCCACGAGCAGGAAAUCAUCCUCAAUCAGUCGACGGACGAGCGGGUGAAGAACACCACGGAGCGAGUGGAGACGAUGUCUCAGAAAAUCGAGGACAUCAAUCAGAAGGAAAACAUACAGACGGCCACCGUUCAGAACAUUGAGUUCCGGUUGCGAAAGAUGGAGGAGUCCUCGGAGCAGAUACUCUCCCAUCUGGCCGUCAUCCAUCGCUUCAUGUCCACGCACAUCGCAGGCACGGAUGAUUUGCGUGGCUCGACGAUAAAUAUUCCGGCGGAGAUGCAGCGCAUGCGCACCAUCUCGAUUUCGGAAACGGAGGCUGGCGGCUGUUCCGGCGGAAAUGGAGGUGGUGGCGGUGGCGGAGGAGGCGGUGGAGCCAUGGUGCCACUGGGCUUGGGUGCCGGACUGAACUUAAAUUCGCUGCAGGUGACCACCCGACGUCGCUUCAAUCGUUCGCUGACCGAGGUUCGUCCGGAUGCGUACAUCUUCGACGAGGGCACUCACUUCGAGGUGGUGCCACUGCCCGAGGAACCCGAUGAAGUGGUCAAGUCCCGCGAGGCACUCAACGAGCAGGUUGUGCGCAAGGCAUCCAUGCAAUCGGAGGCGGACUCGGACAUCUAUUUGCCGCUCUCUCAGCGACCUUCGACCUGUGAGACUGUGAAGCGGACACCGUAUGUGACCGUGCGCCAGGAUACGGGUGCCAGCACGGAGAGCAAGGACACCCUAACGCCAAUGGGCACCAACGAUGACGACCAAACGCUGGUAGGAGGCGAGAACUCCGAUGAUGCGGCUCCAGACAUCAGCUUUGAGGCUGCCAGACAUCGUGCACUCCGCCAACGCACUGUUUCCCUUUGCCGCCGGAAUUCGGAGACCUACUCUUUGACCGGAGCGGACAUGAACCGAUCGCACAUCAGCCUCAACCAACUGGCCUCGUUGUCCCGCCGCCAAAUGAGCCUUACCCAAUCGGAGCCGGACAGCGACAAGGAUGUGCCCGUAGCUCAGGGCUCCAUUCAUCCGGGUAAAUCAGUAUUGCAUGCGAAACCCUCCAGAAAUAUCUUGCUGAAACUGCACAGCGAGUACACCUCGAUCACUGAUGAGCUGGAGAGCGUCUGCCACAUGAUAGCAUCGCCCACGGUCUCCCUGCCGAGUCAGAAAGCUUCGCUGGACCGUCCCAAAACGGAGAUGUCCCGGGCCGAGGCAGCCGCCUUGCUGGAAAAGAAGCAUCUGAAGGAGUGCGAGGAGAACGACUACAAGAUACUGGAGGGACUGAUUGAGUCACGCGGCUCCAUCGAUGCCAGCGCCCAUGGAUUUGAGAUCGGCGUAUCCAUAGACUACAGCCAUCGGUAUCCGCUGCGACGCGAGACUGCCGUGGAGCUGUCCCCUUCGAAGCCCUCGGCGGAUGGCGACCUAAUGGGCGGAGGAGGCGGUGCUGCAGGCGGCGGCGCCGGCGAUAGUAGCGAUACCAGCGGGGCUGGUAGCUGCGGUGCCAUGGUCGUCGGCUCGAGCGGCUUCCAGCUGAAGAACGAGCGUCCCUGGCAGCGCAACUCGUCGAUGGAGCAGCAGGCGUAUCCAUCGCCGCUGGUGCCCACGCGGGCCACCAGUGACUUCCUCAAUCCGCCGUACGAGGGCACCGGCCGCCUGUUCAAGAAGUCCAGCGAGAGCCUGCAGAAGAACUCCAGCACGGAGACGGACUACUCGGUGCAUCCGUACCGCUUCAUCAAGCAGAGCUCCAACGAGACGAACACCUCGCUGACGGGCUCCUACAACGUGGACACGCCCUCGCUGACGGCGGAGCCCUCGCUGGACGCCGGCGACUCGCACUCGGCGACGGGUGUUAGCAUCAGCGUUGGCGCUGUGGGCGGCGCUGCCACGGCGCGUUACCAGCCCAUCCGUACCGCCUCGGUGGGCGCGGCCGACGGCCGGCGACUGCGGGAGGAGAGCUCCAGUUCGCUGGACCUCAGCGCCUCGGGGCCAGUGACGACGCAGGCAGCGCCGGCACCGCCAGCGCGUCCCAUGCAGCUGAAGAAACAGUUUAGCGUGGACCAGGGCAAGCCGUCUCAGCCGGCGGAGCCAUUGCCAGAGAUGGCCGAAGCUGCUGGCCAAGCUGUUGGCCAGGCCAAACUGAUUUCCACGCUCAAGCCGCAGCCCUUUGCGAGCAAGCUGGGCAUGAACGUGCUGAAGGAGAGCAGCUCCAGCACGGAGGAGGGAUCGGGCGGCUCGUCCGCCAAGAGCAGCAGUCCGGCCCUGACCAUACCCCAGAUCAGCACCCAUCUGGUGCAGGACGAGAUCGCCAAGCUGUCGUCGAACAUCAAGAGCAGCACCGAAUCGGAAAAGGACCCGCCAUUCAAUGAGACAAUGUGUUAGCAGAGUAGCCCAUGGAUAUCCAUCAGCUCAAUGGGUAGAACUUGUACUAGUCACAGGAGUGUGGGGUGAUGCAAAUGCUAAUGAAGUAGCGUUGAGAUCUGGGGAAAACAGAUAUCUGAGAUUAGGCAUACAUAUUCUUAAUCGAGCAGGUCGCAAGUUACAUAGGUGUUAAUGAUUUUGACAAUACAUAGUUCACAAAUUCUCUGUAUUUUUAUACAAGUAUUUAUUUAGAAAGCAAGAGCAUCGUCGUCGUUGUUGUUGUUGUUGUUGUUGUUGUGGUUGUUAUACACUCUACAGGUGCAGGUGCAGGUGCUUGGAAUAUCUACUAUCGUUUUCGUGUCAAUAGGAACCACCAAAGAAAUCGCACUUAAAUCAUAUUCACAUAUUCGAUACUUUUACAAAACUCCUAGCUGUAGUCAGUCGUACAUAUUGCAACGUUGCAUGCAACCUUCACACAAAACAUAUCUGAAAGCAACCACUCUACUUUAUCCAAGCCGAUCAUGAGCGCUUACCUCAACUCAAUUAGAAACUUAUCGCAGCCUAAUGUACUUGUACUUACUUAUACCUGUAACUCUGUGAGUCGAGUCCCAUGUUGUAGUCCACAGCUCUUGUGUAAUGUGUGUAUAUCGUCUCCUUAGAUAGCCCGUUUUACUUGCUUAUGUGGGGGUGAGAAGUUCGUGUAUUCUAUGAGCAGCUGCCUUUUUAUGGCGGCCCCAGAUAUUAUUGUACAUAAAUAGAGUAAAUGUUAUAGGUGUAUAUGAGAUAUGAGAUCGAUUAAAUUGUUCAUGUUUGGCCAAUGUGUGCUAAUAAUUUAGAUUAGUUUUUAAAUAUUUUCAAGGAUUAAGAAUAACAAUGCAUUUUAAUAAACUAUUUAUGAGUGUACUUAUUUAUUUUAAGAAUUCUAUGUUAUUUUUAUUAAAAUAAAUUAUUAACACUU
This is a messenger RNA of Drosophila gunungcola (fruit fly), 7684 nucleotides long. RefSeq names its product transient receptor potential cation channel trpm (gene Trpm). Gene Ontology annotation, molecular function: monoatomic cation channel activity. The record is from RefSeq and is a predicted model, not a curated record. Gene Ontology annotation, biological process: protein tetramerization; monoatomic cation transmembrane transport. Gene Ontology annotation, cellular component: membrane. Lineage: Eukaryota; Metazoa; Arthropoda; Insecta; Diptera; Drosophilidae.